AUGACCACCAUGCUUUGCCUGCUGUGGAGAGCCCAGCUGCAGUGGGUGUUGCAGGCCUUGCAGACGACAUUUCACGGAUCAAAUUAUGACGAUGGAGAUGAGGAGGAUAUCUUUUGGGAGGAUGUCUUUGGCGAGGGAGCCAAGGUGAAGGACGUCAAGCUGUCUGACGCGGCAAAGGCAAAUCAGAAGGAGCUGCAGAAGGGGCAAGCUCUGAAGGAACGACCACCCUUGCAGAACCGCAACAAUAGGACCAUGACACCCACAGGCACCGGCAAGCGGCCAGCUUGCCAGCUGGCAGGCCGCACAGCCAAGAGGAGGGCACCGCUCGAUGACACGGCCCAGAAGGACAAUAGGGGCAUUGCUGAGGAGGCGGCAGAGGACACGCCAAUGAUGCAGCACCCAAGGCGGUGUCGCAGCAGGUCACGAAGGGCCUCACCAGCAGACACACCGGAGCCAGAGGAGGCAGAGCCAAAGGCCGACAUACCGCUGCCAAUGGAAACAGACGACAACGAUGAGGAGGAAGAGCAGCUGCCAACCAACAGGGAGAGGAAAGCCAGCCCGGCAGCUGCCGCGGCAGAUGCGGAGGACGAGGAAGCUGCCGACGAGUCACCCGAGCCGGCGGCGCGCGCUGGCCGGAAGCGAUCCCGCAGCCGCCAGCCGGCCGAGCCGGCGGGUGCCACGCAGCUGGUCGCCAGCCAAGCGCUGACUCAGCGCGGCAGCGCGUACGCCACGCAGCGCACGCUGACUCAGAUACCGCGCAUGAGGUUUCCUGAGAUGGAGCCUGGCAAUGGCGUUGGCAUAGCAGGGCAGAUCAAGUCGAUCCACGCCGAGCACUUCAUGAGCCACCAGAACUUUGAGAUCGAACUUGGGCCGCACCUGAACUUCAUAACGGGCGAGAACGGGUCAGGCAAGAGCGCCACGCUGCAGUGCCUGCAGGUGUGCCUGGGGGCGCGCGCGCGCGACACCGGCCGCUCGUCAGCGGCUAAGGACCUCAUCAACGACCAGGCCUCCACCGCUGUCGCCAAGACCGUGCUCUGGAACACGGGGUCGGAUGCCUACCAGCCGGAGCUGUAUGGGCCCACGAUCACCAUCACGCGCAAACUCACGCGCAGCGGCGGCUCCUAUUACUACCUCGCCGCCCACGGCAGGAGCAAUCGUCAGGUGAAGAGGGCAGAAGUGGAGGCGAUAGUGAUGGACCACUUCAACAUCGAUGCCAGCAAUCCCAUCAUCUGCCUCACCCAGGACAAUGCGCGCAGCUUUGCCGGCAACGCGAGCGACGAGGAGAAGUACAACCUCUACAUGGCUGCCACCGGCUUUGACGCGGUUCUGCGCGGGCUGGCCGCCUCCGAGGCGCAGGUCGGCGCCUGGAAGGAACGCCUCCGCACAGUGCAGGAGCAGCUCAAGGAGAAGUUUGAGCGCAUCACAGAAAUCAAGGGCACCAUGCAAGAGAUGGAGGAAGUCGACAGCUGGCAGGCCGAGAUGGAUCACCUGAACAAGUGCAUCGCAUGGGUGGGUGUGCUGGAUAUGCGCGGGGAAGCCGCCCGAUGCCGCGUGCAAGUCGAGGAGGAUCUGCCCCGCCAGAUUGUCGAGGCGGAAGCAGCCGCGCACGAGAAGGGGGCAGAGCUUGAAAUUGCCAACGCAGAUUUUGACGCAAAGAAAGUGGAGGAGCAGCAGCUGACAGCGGAGAUGCAACAGUUCCACGCUGAGCAGAAGCAGCUUGUUGCCGCGGCAAAAUCCACCGACAAAGCUCACCGGCAGGCCGCGCAGGCGGCUGAGCGGGCCCAGACCGCGCUGGAGAACAAGGCGGCUGAGCUGGACAAUGCGCGGCACACGGAAGAGGACCUGCAGCAGCAGCACAUGCAGGCCACGCAGGAUGAGGCGGCUGUGCAAGCAAGGGAGAUACACGAGCGGGAGCAGGCAGCCGACGCAGCAGCCGCCGCAGCAAGCUGCGCAUCUCAGGCGCUGAGGGAAGCAGAGGCGCUGAAGAUGCAGUCAGAGAGGGAGUUGAGGGAGCGGCAGGGGGAGGCUCGAGACAUUGAGGGCCGCGUGAGGGACAUCCAGAAAGAGCUGAGCAAUCUCAACUCCAGCCGAGGGGACCCGAUCGCCAAGUUUGGCGGCAACGACAUGGUGCGGCUAGUGCAAGCCGUUGACGCCGCGGCGCGUCAGGGCAAGUUUAGUAAGCGCCCGAUCGGCCCCAUCGGGCAGCACCUGUCGCUGAGCGAUGAGCGCUGGGCAUCCGCGGUGGAGGCGGCCAUCGGCGGCGGCUUUGACAGCUUCCUCGUGCACUCCCAGCGCGACCUCAGCGAGCUCAUUGACAUCGCAAAGCGGCUGCGCAUGCGGCGGCCGGUGAUCACGGUGCUCAACUUUGACCUGCCCGCGCACGACCUGUCCCGGCGGCCGCAGCUGCCGCCCGACGUGCUGACCAUCCGCCACGUGCUGCGGUUGCCGGAGGAUCCCGAGCUGGCGCGCGUACUGCACAACCACCUGCUCGACAGUGACAGCAUCGAGCGACGUGUGCUCGUUCCGGAUGCGGACGCGGGUCUGCACAUGAUGCGCACGACCGACUGGUUCCGUAAGAUCAGCGGCCGCGGCGCGCUCUCUAACGAUGUGUGGGCCGAGGACUGCUGGCGCGGAUUCGUGCGCGGAGACACUGAGACCGCCAUGCCCUUCAGGGGCACCAGGAGGGGCGCCCGCCUGAGCAAGGACGUACAGGGGCAGGUGGUGGAGCUUGAGAGGGAGAUGGCGUCAGCGAAGGAGGCCCACAAAGCUGCACAGCAGGCUGUUGCUCAGGCCAGGCGCGAAGAAGCCGAAGCCAAGCAGAAUGUGGAGCGGCUCAGGAAGGAACGCGGCGCGGCCGACCGGCAGCGGGCGCGCACUCAGUCCCAGCUGGAAGACAUGCGCGCAUCCGUGCAGGAGGCGGCGGCGGCGGACGAGCCAGACCCGGACAAUGCGGAGGAGAUCGAGCGGCUGCAGGAGGAAGUCCACGAGCUGCAGCGUGCGCUGGACGAGAAGAGGGCGAAAGCGGCAGAGACGGCAGAGGCGGCAGAGGGAGCAAGGACGGCCAAGGAGGCGCAGGCCGAGGCCAACAAAGCCGGCCUGGCACAAGUUGAGGCCGCAGGAGAAGCCUUCCAGGCCGCCAUCCAGAACAAACAGGCUGCCAGUGAUGCUAUGGAGGAGGCGAGGGCGAGGCUCCAUGAGCUACAGGCCAAGCAGGAGGAGUCGCUGAAGGACCUGCAGGAGAUCAUGCAGCUGCUGGAGGGCCUCACUGGAGAUGCCGCACAGGAGUGCACCGAGGAGGAGGCAGCAGAAGCUCGUGCGCAGCUGAAGGAGCUGUGGCUGGGCACCAAGCGCGCCAGCAGUGACGCGCGCGCAGAGGCGCUGCUUACCAAGUCGGAGAUGCAGGACAGGUGGGACCAGCUGAAGAGGGACAUCACAAAGAGGGAGCGUGACAUGGGCACCAACAUGGACGCACUCAAGAUGGAGCUCGCACGGCUGAGCGGCUGGCACACGGCAAAGGAUGCGGAGUACAAGCAGAGCGCGGCCGCGUGGCAUCGCUUCCGUGACGCCUACAACAAGCGCCGCAGGAAGCACGAGGAGGUCAAAGACCACGUCGGCAAGGAGCUCAACACCCAGUUCAACAAGUACCUCAAGGCGCGCAAGUGGCGCGGGGGCAUCAAGAUUAGAGAUGAGAGGGGAACGCUUACGAUCUUUGCGCAGCAGGAUAGCAGCGCAGGCAGGGCCAAGACCGAUUUGAAGACCCUGAGCGGCGGCGAGCGCAGCUUCGUGACGGUGUGCUACCUGCUGGCGCUGUGCAAGAAGCUGCAGGGCAGCUUCCACGCCCUCGACGAAUUCGACGUGUUCAUGGACAACGUCAACCGCGGGCGGAGCCUGGUGAUGAUAAUGGAAUUUGCGGUGAGCCACAAGGAGACGCAGCUCAUCCUGCUCACCCCCCUCAACAUGGGCGCCAUCAACGACGCAGCCAAGGGCACCAAGAGGAUGCUGCCCGGCGGCGACUGGCCCAACGCGGACUUCAUGCGCAUCCGCCAAAUGGUCCAGGCACAGCGCGCCGGCAUGCGCGCGCAGGCCGCCGACCCCUGA
Molecule: messenger RNA, 4098 nt
Organism: Coccomyxa subellipsoidea C-169
Lineage: Eukaryota; Viridiplantae; Chlorophyta; Trebouxiophyceae; Coccomyxaceae
Product: P-loop containing nucleoside triphosphate hydrolase protein
Exons: 29
Coding region: 1-4098 (1365 amino acids)
Biological process (GO): double-strand break repair via homologous recombination; chromosome organization
Cellular component (GO): chromosome; site of double-strand break; Smc5-Smc6 complex
Molecular function (GO): protein binding; ATP binding; damaged DNA binding
Source: RefSeq, a predicted model, not a curated record